Molecule: messenger RNA, 1662 nt
Organism: Penicillium diatomitis
Lineage: Eukaryota; Fungi; Ascomycota; Eurotiomycetes; Eurotiales; Aspergillaceae
Exons: 4
Coding region: 1-1662 (553 amino acids)
Biological process (GO): P-body assembly; cytoplasmic stress granule assembly
Cellular component (GO): P-body
Molecular function (GO): mRNA binding
Source: RefSeq, a predicted model, not a curated record
AUGGACAUGAACCAUUUGAUUGGCCAGCGCUUCAACCUGAUCUCCAAGAGUCAGAUCCGCUAUGUCGGCACUCUUCACGAGAUUAACCCAGAGGCGUCCACGAUCGCUCUGGAGAACGUCAAGUCAUUCGGUACUGAGGGCCGUCGCAAGAACCCAGCCGAAGAGGUCCCUCCUUCUGCGAAUGUCUACGAGUACAUCGUCUUCCGCGGCAGCGAUGUGAACGACAUCAGCAUUGCCGAUGAAGAGACAAACGACAGUGCUCAGCCAGAGCCUCCUCGCGUCCCGGAUGACCCUGCGAUUCUUGGUAAUGCGUCACGAUCCGGCCCCGUGCCAAGCGCUCCUAUGGGCACUCCUGGUCAAGGUCAUCCCUCUCAGCCCUCCACACAGCCUUCCCAGGGUGUUCAGCAGACCCCACCUGGCUAUCCUCCUCAACAACCUUUCCAGCAAGGGUUCUAUCCUCCCUACGGACAGGCCUUCAACGGACCACCGCCUCCUUUCCCUCCUGGCCCUGGGGGUCCCGGCGGCUUCCACGGCAAUAUGCCUUAUGGCGGCCCUCCUCCUGGCUGGUUCCCCCCUCCUGGUCACGGCUUCCCUCCCGGUGGCGCCGGUCCAUUCCCACCUCAGAUGCCCCCAGGCGCACACAAUCUUCCUCCUCAGCAGCGUCCUGGUCCUCCUGGCGGCCCUGUACCCCAGGUCACCUCUGAACUGCCCAGCGGUGAUUCAAAAUCCGCAAGCCGUCAUGCCACACCAUCCGCCCAAAAGGCACCGACUCCGCCUGUCGAGUCAAAGCCGUCGGUUGCGGAGGCUGUGCACGGUUCCACGCAGGCACAGGCGGCUGGUGCUGCUGCUGCACAGAAGAGUGGCCGUAUCAUGCCCGCUGUUCCCAUGAAUGCGCCUCGCCCCGUUGCCCCUGCUCAAGGUCCCGCUCCGAUUGAUGCAACCCAGGCGGCGACUCAAGCUGUCGCGGCGGCAAUGGCCAAGCUGCCUCAGCCAGGUGCGCAGAAGAAGUCUGGUCCAGACGUUGGUGUUGAUGCUCUCGCCCGCAAGAUGGACAAUAUGCAACCUUUCAAUGGCCCUCGUGCUCCCCGCGGUGGCCACCAGCACCAGCAAUAUCCUCAUCAACAUGCUCAUCACCAUCAGCAACAACAGCAUCAACAUCAGCCUCGUGGCGGCCGUGGUGGGGCGCGUGCUCCGCAUAAGAAGAUCGAGGUUCCCGAGUCCGACUACGACUUUGCCACUGCCAAUGCGAAGUUCAACAAGCAGGAUUUGAUCAAGGAGGCUAUUGCCACUGGAUCGCCUACUGCGGAGGUUGAAUCUCAUGAUCUGGCUCAUCAACCUGAGGCCGAAACUAACGGUGCCACGGCUGCUUCCACCCACAGCCUCUACAAUCGCUCUACCUCGUUCUUCGAUAACAUCUCCAGUGAGGCUCGCGACCGUGAAGAAAACACCACCCGAGUUGGUGGGCGUGAGUGGCGCGGCGAGGAGGAGAAGCGCAAUAUCGAGACGUUUGGACAAGGAAGCGUGGACGGCUAUCGGGGUCGAGGCCGAGGCCGAGGCGGUCGUGGCCGUGGUCGGGGUGGCCGUGGUGGACGAGGUGGCCCGCGUGGUGCCGCCCGUGCUCCAUUUCCUGCUCAGCAGGGGGCUUAUGGAGGCCUGAACUAA